CACUUGCUAUCCUUGCCCAAAUCAACAUUUCCUUCACCCUGGGUGCCUGCCACGAGACUACAGCUGCAGAUAGCGAGAACAUAUAGAUACUGGGGUCAUCUCUUCACCAGCGCCCAAGAUCUCGCUCUCUUGGACCUGGUAUUACUUCACCACCUCGGUGUUAACUCCAGUCACAGUCAUAAACUUACAUCCUACAAGUUUCAUCGCGUAACACUCUUUUCCGCCCCAAGCAACCGGCACGGCCCAUACCACCGCACUCGUCCCUCUUCACCCGACCCUCACCGACCCUGCCUUUUGUCACGCUACCUAGGCUCCCUUUUCCACACCACCUCCUGCAAACCUGUUCGUCGCCGUCACACCUUACCGUCAUUUUCUGUCGACUGCCUGUCAGGUCAUUUUGCCUGCAAACGGGUCGAAUCAAGUGCUGCCGAUCAUCUUCACACAACGUCAAGACUACCAAACAACGGACUUUGGACGGCACGUCAAACAAACGCCAACCUCGAUCGAUCCGCUGAUCAUCAAACUUCCCGUCCUAGACUUCUGGACCUGCUUUCUCUCUCAACCACUUUCAAGACUGUCCCUCCAACCGCAUAUUCCUUCAGCUUGGUGGUUCGUGGAUAAACUGCGUCCCUGCAUCCACCGGCCUAUCACUCAGCACGGUUCACCAAGAAGCCUGAGUUCCAUAUAAGUUCCGGUUCCUCUGCCUGGCGCUCCCAGUCAACCUAGCAACAACACCAGGAGAGGUCUCCCAUCCCAAUAUACUUAUAACCUCGCAAUGAUGUCUCGUCGAUCCCUCGAAUCCCAAAGGCCAAUCAUGGCACCAAGUAUCAAUUCGUCCAAACGCACCUCGAAGCGAUACUCGACAUACUCUGCCUCCCCCUCCUUCGCCACCACCAAUACUGCCAACUCUCUGCCGUCUGCUGACACCGGUAUGGCUGAAAUCCGACAAUUGACACAAGGCCUGGACAGACUCGAGAACAAACACCUACAACAGCAACGAUUUGUGCCCAGCCAAAAGAAGACCGACGAUCUCUCCAAGCUGAGUCUGGGGGCCAAGGUCGAGAGAGCCCUUGGUCGACGGAUGACCGACCAAGAUGCUGUACUCCGCGUCAAGAGACCCAACCUCGUUUCAUCAAAAUCGGUUCCCAUCUCCUCUUUUAUGGAUGAGAAGACGCUCCUCAAAGCAUGAACAACAGCCUUCAGCAGCUUCGGCGGCCCUAAGCCUGGACGACUCCACAUGCCAGGCGAUUUCUCCAACACGCUAUGAUCGGACACAAGGUCUUGCACGGCUCUAGACAUGAGGGGUGGAUAUGCGUACUGAAGACAUGACGGGCCAUGAACAUUUGGGUAUAUUUGACACCUGGGUUUGAUUUGUUUUGACUGUCACUUGAGAUAUACCAUUUGCACAUAUUUUCUUUUUCGUUCUGCAUCCCAGCCCAUUCUGCUGCUGCACGGCACAACAUCAAGGGUGUGGAUGUUUUUGACUCGAGGUGUGGUGGGCUUGCCUGAUGGAGCAGCCCGAGGGAUUGAGGACUUGACGCAAGCAUGGACAUGAGCAUCAUUUAUGAAUUUCAUGCCUGGCUGUGGUUCUCGGAUCCCCAAACACAUGACCAUCAUCGAAAAGGCUUGGUUGGGGUGUGGGGAGGGAAGAAACUUCUCAAGGCGAGAGUUGGGAGGCCGAACAUGGUUGCAUCGUUGCAAAACCACGCCCUAGAAGUUCUCUGCUGUAUGUGUCAUGUCAUUCAGCUAGUGGUGGAUGAAUGAUCGGUGGGCAACUAGGCAGUUGUGAGAAUUAUGCCGUCUCCUCAUCCCCUGCUCAUUGUUAUUACCAGACAAAACCUCAACUAGGGCCACUCUGGUCAUCAUCAAUACCACUACCAUUACCGUUACCACUACAGUUUCCUUGUCGAUUGCACUGUUCCCAUGUCGAGUCUUAGGCCAGCAAAAGAACAAAUG
Messenger RNA from Exophiala mesophila, 1956 nucleotides. RefSeq lists its product as uncharacterized. The transcript has 2 exons. The record is from RefSeq and is a predicted model, not a curated record. Bases 776 to 1189 code for a protein of 137 amino acids. NCBI's taxonomy places the organism in Eukaryota, Fungi, Ascomycota, Eurotiomycetes, Chaetothyriales, Herpotrichiellaceae.